CUUAGGGGUAUAUUCGUCUUCUUCACACACAAUCAGAAACCCUAGGUUUUAAGUAUUUAGUCCUCUCCAUUUGCAUUUAUCAAAUUAUCGGGCGCCGUCUCUACAAAUUCCACUGAUCGAUUUCUCUCCGGCCUUUCUCUCGCGUUUGAGGAAUGGAAUCCCAAAUCAAGCAUGCUGUUGUGGUCAAAGUAAUGGGUAGAACUGGAUCUAGAGGGCAAGUGACUCAAGUGAGAGUUAAGUUUCUUGAUGAUCAAAAUCGUUACAUUAUGAGGAAUGUCAAGGGACCAGUGAGGGAAGGUGACAUUCUUACCCUGUUGGAGUCUGAGAGGGAAGCUAGAAGAUUGCGUUAGAUCAAACCCACACUUCACCAAUUUGCAGUUGCUGAAUUUUAUGUUUUAACUUCAAAAUAGAAUGGCUCUUAUCAUUUUUUCCUCUUUUAUGUGUGGUUUUAGUGACAUUUUGGUUCUAAGCCAGAAUACGAGUACUUUAAUUGAGUUUUGAAACCAUUUAUUUCAAAAUUUAGUGGCUAUUUGCCAACUGCUCAA
This is a messenger RNA of Cucumis melo (muskmelon), 545 nucleotides long. Its product is annotated as 40S ribosomal protein S28-1. Gene Ontology annotation, molecular function: structural constituent of ribosome. NCBI's taxonomy places the organism in Eukaryota, Viridiplantae, Streptophyta, Magnoliopsida, Cucurbitales, Cucurbitaceae. Gene Ontology annotation, biological process: maturation of SSU-rRNA; ribosomal small subunit assembly; translation. The record is from RefSeq and is a predicted model, not a curated record. Bases 153 to 350 code for a protein of 65 amino acids. The transcript is spliced from 2 exons. Gene Ontology annotation, cellular component: cytosolic small ribosomal subunit; ribosome.